AUGCAAUUCACAGCAACGGCUGAAGUCUUGCAUGUUAUGCUCAAAUCGUUCUUCGUAUUCGCCUCACUGAUAUCAGACUACUUCCUCAAGUUCGAUGAGUGGAUUGUCACCAGGCCUGACUUCAAAGGACACCCUUCGGCAGAGCGUAAGCAAUGGAUUGCCGUUCUGAAGACUUCUCUGUCUUACGCCAUCUUGGAACCGCUGUUCUACUGGCUUAUGACUGCCAUCUCCAGUGCCUCGCCCUGGUGGCUUCUAAUGGGUAGCGUCGUGCAUCUUUCAGCAGCACCAAGCGCUGUCGUACUCAUGGGCGAGUGCAUGCUCGACGUCUUCAAAAAGCACAACGAGAUUUGUGAUGGCCCCAAAGUGCCUCUUGAGGCGAAACAAAGCAAGGCCAAUGAGAAGAGCGAGAAUACGGAGACUGGCUUCCCCGAGGACGAUGUGAAGUCAGAGGAGCAGGCUCCUUCGCCCAAAGUCGACUUGCGCCCAUGCAUGGAUCGACAUCCACUGCCCAGAAUCUACGCCCUCGCUCCACUGUUGCCGGUAGCGUCGGCGGCAAUGGCCAACGCAGGUCUUCUUUUCUACGCACGCUAUCUGAGCACGGAAAACAGUCAGGCGUGGUACGACCGUUUCGCCUUCGGCUGGACUGUCAUUGCUCUACUCUGCGUCGUCAUGUUCACCAUGAGCCGGUACAACAACAAGAUGAUCCACAACGCCUGCGGGCGUCCUCUGCACGUCACCAGCACUGUUCCGUGGGACGUCUUGAAGUAUAGACUUCCUGCACUCGUUCUCAUGGUUCUCGCACGCAGCGUUGUCCGCUUGAUGUUGUCACAAAGUCCGUUCACCUGGUUUGCUUAUUCCAUUGAAGGCGGAAUCCGGCUGCUUGGUUACGUGGACGCAUCGGAUGGGCCCGGUACAUCUCCGGAGAAAAAGAAGCACUUCCUCGACCGCAUGCUUGCAUCCAUCCCUCCGUGGGUGGGCACAGUAAUUUCUAUUCUCAACGCCGUCAGUGUUCUGGGCUAUUAUCUCCAUUCCCGGUGGCAGAGAAGACGACAACAGCAGCGCAAUGAGCAAGACAGCGAAUAG
Messenger RNA from Zasmidium cellare ATCC 36951, 1083 nucleotides. RefSeq lists its product as uncharacterized. The coding region runs from base 1 to 1083 and encodes 360 amino acids. The transcript is spliced from 2 exons. NCBI's taxonomy places the organism in Eukaryota, Fungi, Ascomycota, Dothideomycetes, Mycosphaerellales, Mycosphaerellaceae. The record is from RefSeq and is a predicted model, not a curated record.